UUUGCAUAAAAUAAUUAUUUAGACGUGUGACAAGUGUGCAAUGCCAUAAAUGAAAUGUGUUUAUACAAAUUGCGUAUACGCCGCAUGAAAUACACUUGAGAGAACCAGCGCCAACGUACAAAACGCGUGUAUGCCGCGUAAUCUGCUAGGCACCAAACAAAUCUAAAUAUGCCGCGGCAGCAUAAAAUGCAGCUGUGUGUGUGAGCGCGCGCGACAAAUCGAAAGCAACUUAAUAGAAGAAACACUGAGUGUUGCGCUCUCUUGCACUUAACUCUUCCCCCCCUUCACUUCACUUCACUACACUUCACUGCUACACUUUACACAGGCCAACCACAAACGCUGGGGUAAGCAUGUGCCACACACUCAACUGGCGCUGCCUCAGUUUGCUGCUGCUGCUGACCGAAUUCAAUGGCCUGGCAUGGGCGGCAACACGCGCUCGCGUCAGCAGCGUUACAACAAUGACACGCAACAUUGAAGAGGAGAACGCCUUACUCAAUCUGCUGGCUGGUCCGCCCGUGCUCUCCGAGUCCAUCAUUGGCACACUGGGACGACUGCCCUGCAAUGUGACGCCGCCCAUCUAUGAAGAUCGCGUAGCGCUCGUCAUUUGGUACAAGGUUGGACUAAAGACGCCCAUCUAUAGCGUCGAUACACGCGACUCGAACUUUGCGCAGGGCACGCACUGGUCGGACGAAACGUAUCGGGAGCGCUUGUCCUUUCACGUGGAGGGACGUGCCGGCACGCUGACCAUGAAGGCCACAACGGAGGACGAUACGGGCGAAUAUCGUUGUCGUGUCGACUUCCAAAAGAGUCCGACGCGCAACUCCAAAGUGAAUUUAACUGUCAUAACGCCGCCAGAGUCGAUUAUAGUGCUGGAUAGCAUGGGAGCCACCAUCAAUGAUCAGACGCUGGGUCCCUAUAACGAAGGCUCCAGCAUCAAUGUCACGUGCGUGGCCAUUGGCGGUCGACCACAGCCGAGGGUUACCUGGUGGCAUGGCAGCUCCAUGUUCAACAGCUCUGGAUGGGGCCAUCCACUGUCGGAGCGGCGUGUGGGCAACGUGCUGACACUGGCCAAGCUGAAACGCAAGAAUCUGCACAUGCAGCUGACAUGCCGUGCCGAGAACAAUAAUUUGACAUCUCCAAUUAUCAGCAGCAUCGUGCUCGACAUGAACUUGCGUCCAUUGAUUGUGAAGCUGCAGGGUGAGAAUCGUCCACUGUCGGCGGAGAAUUCUUAUCAGCUGAGUUGUGCUGUCAUCGGCUCACGUCCAGCGCCAACGAUUACCUGGUGGAAGGGCAGCACGCCCAUGAAGAAUACGCAUGAGAUUGCAAAUCCAGAUGGUAAUAUGACCACCUCGGUGCUCACAUUCACGCCCACUAUUGAUGAUCGCGGCAAGUUUCUCUCUUGCCGCGCCGAGCAGAGCAUGAUACCCGAAUCGGGCAUGGAGGAUGGCUGGAAAUUGGAUAUUUAUCAUAUACCUGUUGUCAGUCUGGAGCUGGGCACCAAUUCGCUGAACUCGACGCUGCGCGAAGGCGUCGAUGUUUUCUUCGAGUGCAACAUCAAGUCGAAUCCUUGGAUCUACAAAGUUAGCUGGCGACAUAACGGCGAAAUACUGGAGAAUAAUCCAGCCCAGGGCAUAGUCGUGGCCAAUCAAAGUCUAGUGCUGCAAAAUGCGAGCCGGGCCAGAACUGGCAUCUACACCUGCGUGGGCAGCAAUCGCGAGGGCGACGGCGAAAGCAAUCCCGUUCAGCUGGAUAUCAGAUUUGCACCCGUUUGCCGAGCUGUGCAGAAAGUGAACUACAGUUCGGCACGCCAUGAGCAGGUCAAAGUUGCAUGCGAAAUCGAUGCGAAUCCCGCCGAGGCGAGCUACGUAUGGAAAUUCAAUGCGACGCAAGGCGAAACAAUUGAUAUACCCGCCUCGCUCGUACUCGUUGACCGCGGACGCAGCAUUGCCCACUAUACGCCCAUGACGGAAAAUGACUAUGGCACGCUGCUCUGCUGGGCCAGCAACGAAAUUGGCGAUCAAAGCGAGCCAUGCGUAUACAAAAUAACACCUGCAGGCGAACCGGAUCCGCUGGUGAACUGCACGCUGCUGAAUCAAACAUCGUCGGGAUUUCAAAUCGAGUGCAUCGAAGGCUUCGACGGCGGCCUGCAGCAGGAGUUUGUCAUGGAGGUUUAUGUGAAUGGCUCCAUGCGUUAUCCAAAAAUGUCCACAUCAAAGCGUCCAUACUUUGAGGUUAACGGACUGGUGCCGGGCAUGGGCUACAAUGUUUUUCUCAUAGCGCAGAACAGCAAAGGACGCAGCAACGCAACCAUUUUGCAAGUCUACACGCUAAAGGAUCCAGAGAAGCAAACUGUUAAAAUAACAUUUACAAAGUCUUAUCAAGCCUCUAAGCCUGUGUUUGACAUCAAGGCAAGCAGAACAACAACAACCACUACCACUACCACAAUCAAUACACAGCAAACAACAAAAACAACAACCACAAGCGAUUGCAUUUGCGAUGAAGACGAAUUCCUUAACGUGGGCAAUUCAGCAUUUGAUGAAGUAGACCAAUCGCAGGCCUAUGCGACUGUCAUCGGGGACAUUCGGCCCUUCCUUGGCAUACUCUCGGGCAUUGUGGGCAGCAUUGUGCUGGUGGCGCUCAUCAUUGUCAUUGUGGUGCGUGUGCGCGGCAGCUCAGGCCGCGAUCGCAAUAAUUACUCGCAUCCGGGCAAUGGCGGCGGCGGCGCCGCCAGUAGCAGCACCACACCAAAUGCCAAUGGCAAUGGGAAUGGCAAUCUGAGCGGCAUACUGGGCAACAACAAUGGCAGCCUGGGCAUUGGCACUUUGGCGCACAAUGGGGGGCAAUCAGUGCAGGAUAUGCAUCGCAUUGGACGCGAGACAUGCCAUGUGACCAGCAGUCUGGACAGCAUCGAUAAGAAUCCCGAUAUUAUACCGCAAGAUGGUCACGAUGUGGACGAUGAGUGGACAACAAAGGGACACAGUCGUGCUUAUGCGACGGCAGCGCUGGCGGAGCAGAAUGCCGUAAUUACCUCAACCACAUAUGAUCACAUAAUGCCCACGUAUGCGGUGGUCGAUAAAAAGUCCGGCCCAAUGCCCAAUGCGCACGGACAGUACAUACAAUAUAAUACGCUUAUACCCGUUAGCAAAAUGGGUGCUUAUGCCAAUCAACAGCAGCAGCAACAGCAGCAACAGCAGCAACAGCAGCAGCAGCAGCUCCACCAGCAGCAUCAACAGAAGACUGAGCUCAGCUAUAGCGAGCUGGCCGCCCCCAUUGUGGGCAACGCCGUCGGCGUACAACGCCUCACGCCCUACUGCAGCGCCACCUUGGGUCGACCCAGGCAGACGGAGCUGAAGCGCGCCGAGCCGAAUAUCUAUUCGCAGGUAAAUGUUAUGAUGGAUGAUGAAAUUUUGGCUGAAAUGCAGGCGGCCACGGCGUCCGGCAGCGGCUAUGUGGCUGGCGCUGUGGUCGAUAAUUUGGGUGGCCAGCCGGGUCUCUAUGUUCAAGGCUAUGCCACACGUAUCGAUCUAGCGCAUCAUCCCAUGUACUCGACCAGCCCCAUGUUUGGCACGAACAGCACCAUCACCGGUGUCACCAUGUCACAUCCAUCACAAUUGGCCACCUUCUCGCCAACGCCGCCGCCGCCCAUAUUCGCGCACAGCGUGGUCACCACCGGCGAUGGGCUGCUGCAGCCGGUCACAUGCAUGGGACUGGUGGCUACAUCUUCAGCAGGCGGCAUACCCAUGCCGCUGCCACACCAACACCAACAGCAGCAGCAGCAACAACAUCAGCAACAUCAGCAAGUAACAGCGAAUGGCGCUGGCGGCAACGGAAGUCUUGUUGGCGUUGGCAUGAGCCUUUAUGGCAGCGAUGUGGCAAAGCCACAGCUACUAAAGACCGUGCCGGAGGAGCUGCAUCAUCAGAUCAAUGGCGAGGAGGUGCUCAUCAGUCAGGAGCGCAAUCAUGGCACGGGCACGCGCUUUUGACGCUGAAUUCCACCAGCUAAUUUAAGCCAAAACAAAUCAAAACUGUAGAAAGUGACAAGUGGCGUGUGUGGGGGGCGCGUGUGUGUGGCAUGUGGCAAGUGAAAAUUGACUAUAAGUUUGUGAUGUGCGCGUAAAGAAUUUAAUUGAAAUCAAACAGUCGUCAGAGCAUUUAGUAGCAUUGGAUUUUACGAUUAGAGGUGACGAAUGCAAAUGCACUUUUUAAAUCAGCAGCAAAACGGGAAUAAUAAUUAAAUAAAUGUAUUAAUUAAUUAACUAAAAGUGAGCCUAACACUAAUGUAAUAUAUUUCUAUGCAAUGUGCAUUGUUUAAAAUACGAAGAAGGAAACGCAAAAAUUCCAUUAGACUUAAGCCAGCUCCAUGUAAAUUAACACUUAACAUAAUUUAGUACUCGAACUAAAUCUAAAUCCAAAUCUCAAUCUAAUUAACUUGAAACUUAGCUGUACCAUGUGAACACUGAAUUGUUAAAAUAUUUUUAAAUAACAGCUUUAAGCGAAAAGAAAAACGAAAACGUAAACAAAUUAUAACCUUUUAGCUAAGUAAACCAAUUCAUAAUUGUUGUUAAUUUUGUGUUUGUCAUUAUAACAAUUAAAGUGGGAAGAUAUGCAUUUAAACAUUUAGCUUGUCCUUGAGAAAUAAAUACAAUUUAUUACGAACUAAAUCAAAUUCAUCUAAUCGUAAGACUCAAAACUUAGCAUAGCAGAAAUUGUAAUUAUUAUAAAUGUAAAAGCAGCAUUAAAGAAUUUAAUAACACAACACAGGCUACAAAUAAGUGAACUUAAUAAUAAAAUGGUUAACUUAACACUAAUUAAUAAUUAAUUCAAAUUAGCGGCGCAUUUUAUACGUAACAACAUUUAAACAAAUGAAGCAGCAGCAGCUCAAAAAAAAUC
Messenger RNA from Drosophila busckii, 4890 nucleotides. Its product is annotated as nephrin. Bases 351 to 3983 code for a protein of 1210 amino acids. Lineage: Eukaryota; Metazoa; Arthropoda; Insecta; Diptera; Drosophilidae. The transcript has 21 exons. Gene Ontology annotation, molecular function: protein binding. The record is from RefSeq and is a predicted model, not a curated record.